Messenger RNA from Trichoderma aggressivum f. europaeum, 909 nucleotides. RefSeq lists its product as uncharacterized. The record is from RefSeq and is a predicted model, not a curated record. Gene Ontology annotation, biological process: transmembrane transport; carbohydrate transport. The transcript has 2 exons. Gene Ontology annotation, molecular function: carbohydrate:proton symporter activity. Gene Ontology annotation, cellular component: membrane. The coding region runs from base 1 to 909 and encodes 302 amino acids. Lineage: Eukaryota; Fungi; Ascomycota; Sordariomycetes; Hypocreales; Hypocreaceae.
AUGUUCUUCGCCCCCGAAUCCCCCUGGUGGCUCGUCCGCAGAGGCCGCCUGCAAGACGCCCGAGCCGUCGUCAAGCGCCUCACGUCCGACAAGAACGUCAACUUCGACAUUGACAAGAACGUCGCCCUCAUGGUCGUCACCACAGAGCACGAGCGCUCCAUCAACGCCGAGACGACGUACCUCGCCUGCUUCCAGGGCACAAAUCUUCGGCGAACGCUCAUCGUCAUUGGCAUCUACUGUAUUCAGACGCUCAACGGCAACCCGCUCCGCGGAUACUCGACGUAUUUCUAUCAACAGGCCGGCCUGCCCACCACGCAAGCCUUUAACAUGACAAUCGCGGGCUUCGCAGUCGCCAUUGUCGGCGGCCUCUUUUCCUGGGUUCUGCUCCCCCUCUUCGGCCGCCGCACAAUCUACUUCUGGAGCCUCGUCCUCAUGUUCAUCAUCAUGAUCCUCGUCGGCGCCCUCGGCUUCCCGCAAUCCCGCUCCCCCACGCCCGCCUUCGCCUGGGCCAUCGGCUCCCUCCUCAUCGUCUCCUCGUUCCUCUACAACUGCUCCAUCGGACCCCUGACCAACACCCUCUGCUCCGAGAUCCCCUCGUCCCUCCUCCGCAGCAAGUCCGUCGUCCUCGCCCGCUGGACAUAUGCCGUCACCCACAUCAUCGCCGGUGUUCUCACUCCGUACCAGCUCAACCCUACCGCUUGGAACUGGGGUGCCAGGACGGGCUUGUUCUGGGCUGGCGGCUGCCUCAUUUCCAUUGUUUUCGCUUACUUUUGUGUUCCUGAGCCCAAGGAUCGGACGACGGCCGAGUUGGACAUCUUGUUUGAGAGAAAGGUCUCGCCCCGACACUUUUCCAAGACGCCGGUUGAUUUGACUGAGGCUAUUUACGGGGAUGAUGAGAAGAAGUUUUAA